Messenger RNA from Phymastichus coffea, 3100 nucleotides. RefSeq lists its product as uncharacterized. The transcript is spliced from 12 exons. Gene Ontology annotation, biological process: epithelial cilium movement involved in extracellular fluid movement; axonemal central apparatus assembly. NCBI's taxonomy places the organism in Eukaryota, Metazoa, Arthropoda, Insecta, Hymenoptera, Eulophidae. The record is from RefSeq and is a predicted model, not a curated record. Gene Ontology annotation, cellular component: axonemal central apparatus. Bases 50 to 3061 code for a protein of 1003 amino acids.
UAAUGAAAGAUAUCAGUCAGAAGUUGAGAGUAAGAACAACAACCUGACCAUGACAAGAUCCAUUUUCCAAAACUUCAGUUUUGAAACAAAACAAGUUUAUAAAGUACAGCAAUUUGAUAAUAUUUCUGAGAAGAAACUUGAAACAAAUAAUGAUAGUGCAAGCAGUGAAUCUUCGUUAAAUCUUGAUUACAAUCAAAUUAGAUCAAGAAGGAAUUUUGUUAGUUUGGAUGAGAGCGAGAAAUUUGAAAAGGAACGCGAGAGUGGAUUGACUACGACAAAUGAUUCAAGCUAUCGUUGCGUUAAGCCACAAGCCACGAGAUCGACAAAACUCUCCGAGGCGCGGAGACUUUCCUCAUUAGAGGAGACGUCAUUGCUGCGCUCCUUCGAGAAAUGUACCUCACUUUUCGGCCUGAUUGACGCGCGUGAAAGCCUCGGUCUUGAAACCUCGUCGCCGUAUACUGGUGGUUAUCCGCUGCUUGAGUUUGCUGAACUAUUGGCUAGUACACGGAUACUUCUUGACUGCUUUCACAGUUACACAUUCUCAGAUGUUCAAUACUUCGCGCCUACUGAUUCAGUUUUACUACUAUUUUACAAUGAGGCACCAGGCCGAGUAGCCGAGAGACGCGUCACGUGUGCUUUAAGAACGCCCCUUUGCCUGCGUGACUUUUGUGAGUACGUCAUCGACGAGGAACGCGAAUGGCUGCAACGGUACAUAGCCAGUAGAGUAUCAACAAGUCACAUAAGGAUGACGGAUAACAAAUUGGAAGAAAUUAACUUUAAAGAUGAAGAUUUUUUGUUGCCUGGUUCAUUGAAGACUACUGAGUUUUUAAAACUCAAAGGUGAAGAGACUUGUAAAGUUGAUGAGGAGAAAACACCUGUCAAGAAUGCAACGUCAACCAAAGUCACGAUGAGUUCAAGUACUUCGUUGAAAAGCAAUGGAUUGAAAGUUGAGCCGACGUUUGAAUUUAUUGGUUAUGAUCUCGGUAUGGCUCGCGUUCAAGUUACCAAUCUCACAAGAUCGUACGAGGCGGGCGACGGCGUGCGGCUGCGCUUGACGCGUGACAUUUGGCUGCAUGACGAUACCAAAGAGACGAUGACGACGAGCCUUGAGAUCGAGGUGCCCGAUUGCUGCAGUCUCCGCUAUCAUGAAGUAUCGCACGAUGAGAAUCUCUUUCACUUGACGACCAAAAAUCAGCUUAUCAUUGCAUUCGCCAGGAAGUCUCGCUUCUUUAGUAAGCCUGUAAACGAACUCAUGUAUGAAGUACAAAUAUCUUGCCCAUCUGGAUUGAUAAUAAAGCCAGAGGAAUACCCAGAUACGGAUUACCCAUUUUAUGUCUUGCAAUAUUACUUAUUCAAAGAUUUUGAAUGCGAGAGCAUUAAAAAUGAGAGUCAUCGAAAGUACUUGCAUAACGGUGAUGUCGUAAAAUUUUUUAGCGACGGUUCGGUCGUUGUUCUUCGACCGAACGGAAUAGUGAUUACACUCGAACGUUCAGAGGAAGAAGGCUAUGAAAAACCGAUAUCUGAUUGCGAGAAGAGUUGUAAACGCGAUGAUAGCACCAUUGGACUUUCACGAGAAACUUCGAUUUUACUUGAAAAGUACUCCUCAGAGUGGCAAAAAACGACAGAGUUACGUUAUGUAGUGCUUGAAUUGGAUGGGCGACACUACGAAGUAGUAGACGGUCGAAUAGUCCGCGAGCUCGAUCGAUUGCGCGCCAACCUCGCAGAGGAGUAUUACGUAGAAGAGAAGUUCGCACGACGGGCAGACGGCACCGAUGCCCUGUUUACGUCUGAUGCAGAACUCAUUAUUUCCUUUCCCGAUGGCACACGAACGUUAAGCAGUUGCAUGAUCAAUGAUGAUGAAAUAGAGGGGAACGAGGAUGGUUUCGUCUUAGUGUCGAUGUAUAACCGCGCUGAACAUCCAAAAUACGCAAGUGUCGCAGGCCACCGGUUGUCGGUGCAUCAGCUUGAGUUUCAACUCGACGAGUUUGAUCUGCAGUAUGGUAACGAUAUUCGAAUAGAAGCGGCAAACGAAAGGGUGUCAAUCAGUCACCAAUGCGAGUGCAGUCCAGCAUCCCAGGUGAGCUUCGAUUUAGCCACGAGGGACAAGCGUCUGGUGACAUUGCGCGACAAAGCGAGUCGGCUAUUGCUGACUGUGUGGCGUGAAGACGCACGUUUCGAGUUAACCCCGGAGAUUUGCCAGCAGAAGCAGCAGCAGCAUAAGAAAACGACGGACGAAAAGCUACCUAAUUGCAGAAUGUUCGCGGUGAGUAAUCGUCGUGAGCCUCUCACUUACGAGUAUCUUCAUCGAUCACUUUGGCAGCGACACUUUCUACAAGAGAUGUUUGACGACGACCAAGCUAGUUUGAUUAGUUGCCGUGACGCUGAUCAUGGUAUUCGCAGCUUUCUUGGUCUUCUACCGUUAAAGGAAUGGAUGAUGGAGUAUACGGUACGUGUUAUGAAUAAGUCAUUAAAUUUUCGAUUAAAACGACUGGACUUCGCUCCGGAACAAUACAACCAUAAUUCUACACGAAUCAAGUUUACAGGAAAAAAAGGAAUUCUGAUUAAAUAUUCAAGUUGUAUCGAUACAAAGCAAGUGAAAGAGUCGACAUGUCGCGCAUGCAAGAAACUCGAAAGUCCAAUUCGAAAAGCGAAGCCGUCAGUCGUCGGCGGGGAGGAAGAUGAGUUGGCGUUCAAAGCAACCACUACGACGACGAGACAGCGCUUUUUGAGAGCUAGACUAGUCGAGAGCAUCGACGGCAGUAACGCCAACGACGAAAACUUACUGAUCAGCAUGCAAAGGGCUCUACUACGUUACUGGCGUGAGGUUGCGACGGAUCGUGGAAAGGCAUCUGAGACAGCAGUGGCAAUAACGUGCGAGUGUCAAAGCGAAAUCGAGAGCUGGAUGAGGGACAUUGCGCUGGGACGAGUUGGUACGAUCGAUUCUGAGAGUUACGAGGCCGGACGCCAGGUCAGUAGUGAGCUCGGAGUUUACUCAUUUUUUCCUUUAGGGUCUUUAAGUUUUCAUCAAUUUGGACAUUUUUUCGUUUCAUUAGUCACUUAAAUUAAUUGAAAUUAAAAAGGUUUACAAAUAAUAAACAUU